AUGAAAAUUGCCAGUGGAUGGAGAGAGCGGCUGAGAAAGAUGAGCACAGGCAAGCGACUUACGGUCUUGGUCACAAUAUUUGUUUUACUGACAUGGCAUAGCGACGCGUUGUUAAAGCCAUUGGCUAACAACGGUAGAAAAAUCGAUCAAAGCUCGUCGCUUUUGUUUCUCGCACCCCGCAACACUCAGGCUGAUAGCGAGGGUUCGAACAUUGGCUUGACAAAAAUAACCAGAAGGACGCUAUGUCAUGAAUUAACAAUGCUGCCUGCGCUUGUAGGUUACACAAUUUUUCUACCGGCAGGAGUACUUGCUGCACAGCCUAUAACUCAAGGCGAAGCCGACAACGUCGGCGCCAGGAUUCAACGCACUCUACGACCAAAGCCAACGAAAAUAUUACGCCCAAAACUCGAUAAAGAUUUUGCUGUCAUGCUAAUGAGAUCGUCAUACAACGUAUUAGAUGACUUGGAUUGUGUGCCAAUGGAACAGUUUCAGCGAGACUUCUUCAUUAUUCGAUCAGCCGAGUACGAACCAUACAUAAAGAACCUUGGCUAUGGCCUGGUACAGCAGGGAGAUUUGACGGAUCCUUAUUACUUUGAUUUCAUUAGCUUUGCUCAGUAUCUUACCAUAAACAGAGAAUUAACGCAGAGCCCAUUGAUGGUGUAUGAAGAAAUGCAACCAGUUGACGUGAGCGUAGGCGAACCCCAGCAAUUUGUUUCCAAGAUUGUUCGCCGCAAUCCGGACAUCACCAAUGAUCAAUUAGUACCAGAACACAGUAGGCGGGUCGGUGCGGCUAUCCUUGAUCGUUUCGAAGACCUGUACGGUUCCACCAAGUCCGAGAUACCCUUGAUCAAUGCGGGGAGUCGCCCAAGUGCAGGAGCUGUGUCUUCAAUUCAACUGAACCCGCAUCAAUGUAUCUGUGCAAAUCAAGUUAUUGACGCCUUUGAUCAGCUUGUCAAGAUCUUUCUGCUCAACGGCUAUGCGUGGGAUGGUAUGGCCAAAAUAGUCUCAUCGGGACCAAAAGGGACAGAGUUUUGUCUGACACUCAUUUCUCCGGCAACAAUAUGGGGUGGACAAUCACUACAAUUUGGGAAAAACAAACUACAGAACAAUUUUCUGUAA
Messenger RNA from Phaeodactylum tricornutum CCAP 1055/1, 1119 nucleotides. RefSeq lists its product with no specific name. Bases 1 to 1119 code for a protein of 372 amino acids. The transcript is spliced from 2 exons. NCBI's taxonomy places the organism in Eukaryota, Bacillariophyta, Bacillariophyceae, Surirellales, Neidiaceae. The record is from RefSeq and is a predicted model, not a curated record.